Molecule: messenger RNA, 1460 nt
Organism: Hyla sarda
Lineage: Eukaryota; Metazoa; Chordata; Amphibia; Anura; Hylidae
Exons: 11
Coding region: 150-1460 (436 amino acids)
Molecular function (GO): GTP binding; GTPase activity
Source: RefSeq, a predicted model, not a curated record
CCCUGGGAUUUGUAGUGUGGCCGGGUGACGUCACGUUCUGGUUUACAUGAGGAAACCUUAGUGCGCGGACUACAAGUCCCGGCUGUCUGCCCGCCGUGUGUAGUGAUAGAAGCCGGCUCCGGUGGUGUGCGGGGCUCAGAGCGGGGAACAUGUCCGGGAAGGUGAAGGUGCGGGCGGCCGCCAAUGCCGACUCCAUGGCCGGAGCCGUGUCCGUGAAUGAGAAGAUCCUGAGGGACUGUCACAACCUGUACACCGACCCGGAGAACGGUCUCAUCGCUCUGGCCGCCCACCUGGGCCUCACCUUUCUGCCUCCAAGGAAGAAGAUCACCGUGAUGUUAAUGGGGAAUCACUCGGCCGGGAAGAGCAGCUUCAUCAACUGGUACAUUGAGGAGCACAUCCAGCGCACCGGUGUCGCCAUAGAAACUCAAGGGUUUGCGUUCAUCACAAGCGGCCGCAAAAGGGAGUCUCUGACGGGCGAUGCCACCCUUCACCUGUACCCUCACUUCAAGCCCCUGCAGUCCUUCCAAGGGGUGUCUGAAUACCUGUGCACAGAGAUCUCCACGUCGCGGCAGAAAAAGUUCAACCUGGUGACCUUUGUGGACACCCCGGGGCUGGUUGAUGGCGACAUGAAGUAUCCAUUUGAUGUGAACAGAGCCCUCUUAUGGCUAGGGGAGCUCUGUGACCUGGUGCUGGUCUUCUUCGACCCGAUGGGUCAGGCGCUGUGUAAGCGAACCCUGGAUAUCGUGGAGAAGAUAAACGAAAGCCACGGCGACAAACUGCGCUUCUACCUGACCAAGGCGGACGAGGCCGGAGGGGAGAGCGACCGGCAGAGGGUCCUGAUGCAGAUCGUCCAGGAGCUGUGCAAGAGGCCCGGGCUGAACAAGUGCGGCUUCGACAUGCCCACCAUCUACAUCCCCAAUCCCAAUAAGCCGAGUCGGUGCGUCAACCAGAUAGAAGACGUUUGUAAAACCAUUGAGAAAACCAUCACGCAGACGGUGCAGACCACACUCAACACUCUAGGGAGAGACUGCCAGAGACUGAGCGAGAGUAUCGAGAACAAGCUGCAGGAGGACGAUGACACCGUGUGGAGUAACAGACGGGCCCGGGUACGCGGCUGCCUCUUCGGGCUGACGGGUUUCCUGCUGCCGCUCUUCCUCUUCGCCUCCAUAUUAUUCGGUACCAUCCCCCAGGAGUUCUGGCUGAGUCUCCUGGGGAAGUCAGGAGUGGAGACCCUGGAGAUCUACCUGUCCCCCAUGCACACCCUGUGGCUGAUGGUCCCGGAGGACUAUGUACUCUACACCUUCGUGGGGCUGCUGCUUCUCACUCUGCUCUUCCUGCUGAUGGCUCAGAGAUGUUUCAGGUACCAGACGAUGAGGCGCGAUACUAAUGGGGACCUCGAUGGGGACCGGCUAGCUCAGUGUUUUCCCAACCAGGCCGUAAAAUGGUUAGUGAAGCUGUGA